Molecule: messenger RNA, 3732 nt
Organism: Thunnus maccoyii (southern bluefin tuna)
Lineage: Eukaryota; Metazoa; Chordata; Actinopteri; Scombriformes; Scombridae
Gene: kdf1b
Product: keratinocyte differentiation factor 1b
Exons: 4
Coding region: 300-1409 (369 amino acids)
Biological process (GO): keratinocyte development; regulation of epidermal cell division
Cellular component (GO): cell junction
Source: RefSeq, a predicted model, not a curated record
UUGUAAUGUUAUUCCACACAGGUCAUUCUGAGAGAAACACAGUGGUAAGCUGCGUUUUAUUUUUGCACGUCAUCACCGGACGUCCAGUCCACCUGGUACGCCUCCUCCACCUUGACGCCCAGGUACACGGAUCGAGUUGAAAACUUUACUGAAACUGGCGUUUUGGAGCGUAGUUGUUCGAGGGAAUGUUCAAAAUGGAUUAAAAACGGAAAUGUUUCAUGUCGGGUGGAGAGGACAGCUUUGAUUUGGGAGUCAGUUGGUGGACGCGCCGUGUAACACUACCUUGGAGCCACUAAGUCAUGUCUGCCGGCAGCACUGGCAGUCUGAGACACAGCUCAGGGCCUGGCAACAACAGGUAUGGACCCAGCCGGAGCAGCAGCCAGAGGUCAUCGUAUGAGGAGCGCUGUGUGGACCCAGUUGAAGACUGGCCACACACCCCAGAGCCAAAAACAGUCCACAAAGCUCACCUGAAAGAUGCAAAUGGGAAGGAGUCUGAGACCAUUGGCUUCAUUCCUGGCUCAGCUGACCCUCCCUCUGCAUCACAAACCUGCAAUCCCUGCGCUUCUCCAAGGAGCUGUCGGACCUUUAUCUGCAGCGUGCUGACCUGUGGCCUCUACAGGGUCUGCCAGCCUUCAGUCCUCGCUCCCUGCCUGGCGCCAAACGAGAGCUCCCCAGAUGAACCAGAGAAGCUGAGCCUCCGAGCUGUGAACCCAGGAGACAACAAAGAAGAGGACAGCACAGACUGGCUAGGGGAUGUCCGCAUCGCUGGAGUCAAAGUGGACAGUCCAAGAGAGUAUUUGGAUGUUGAAAGCAAAUCUCCAUAUGUGCCUCUGCACGGUGGUCAAAUGCAGCCCAGCCAUCUGUCCCUGCAUGAGUCUAUGAGGUUUGACGACUGGGAGGACGGCGAGGAGAAUGUGGACUCUCUGAUUACUAAGAAGCUGCUCGAGCUCUACUCUGAAUAUCAGAUUGAAGAGUUGGCCAGGUGCACCUCAGACUCUGUGUUUCUGAAGAAGAGCAAGGCCAUCAACCAGCUCAUCAACUCACUGGCAGAGGAGCACAAAAUGGAUGAGCAGGAAGCCGAGUGUCGGCUGGUGCGUGGCAUCAUCCGCAUCAGCACACGUAAGAGUACAAAGAAGAGGCCACGCACCCCCAGGACGGAGAGGACGCUGUCAGACAGCGGGAAUGAGACGAUGAGGGACAGCGAUUCCUUCUCAUUCAGCAACAACAAUGACUACAAAUCAAAUCCAAACAUCCAAAUAUCUGAACUGACAUCCUCUGACAAGUGUGCCAGGGACAUGUGGAGGAACAAUGGAGGUCACACUUCUAGUUCUCCAACAUCCUACUUGCCGUCUCACACAGAGACUAAUUCUUCAGGUUUCCCGCUAAUUCGCACUUCUGUGAGAACAUGAUUCCUGCUCCGUGCUGGUGAAUUAUGCUUGAAUUUGUCAUGUUGUGUCCACAAGGUCACAAAUGAGACAUUGAAAGGGGACACCACUUGCACAGGAGUCUCUGGUUUAGCCAAGCUCUUUGUACAAACCAAGGCUUUGGUAUGGGAAAAAAAAUGUGAAAAAGUCACAUUGUCUGAAGGACUCCAGUGAACUCAGGGCUCUGUGUGAUUUAUUUAUGGUUGAUAAAUAUUAUGUGUAUAUUUGAAGGAUUGCUUGGCUGAGACUUUGCCCUGCAAGCAGAUAUCAACAGUAGCUCUUGAUGAUUCUUAAAUAUUGUAUCACGAUUAACCGUCCCCUCGUCCUUGAAGGAGAACUACGUUAUCUUCAUGAAACCUGACUCGUUUCUGAUGGUCAGACUAUUGUUCUGUUGUUGUGCCAAGGACAUUUGAAUUUUAAAACAUGUUUUUUGGCACAUCUUCAUCAUAUCAUCAUUAAGAUUUAAUUUUAACUGUUUUCAACUAUCACAUUUGCAGUUUGUGAUAUAUGAUUUGUUAUUAGAAAUGAUGUUCUGAUAGUUUUGAUAAUUUGACAGAUUUCCAGUUUAUAUAAGAGUUAUAGCACUGCUCUAAAGGACAAUAGUGUAAAAUAAUGAAGAAGAGCAGUUUUAUAUUGAGUUUCUGAAACCUGCAAUGAUGAACUUGGUUGGUUGGACUUUUCAUUAAAUGUAGCAAAACCACCAAGUUCUCACUUGUCCUUGCAAAGUUUUACCAAAAAAACAAAAAAAAAUUAAUCUUAACUCGAGGUCCAUGUACUAGCUUUUUCUGGAACUUUGAGCUGCAUCUCACAACCUUCCUCAGUGGAAUGACAAUAUGUUGUAACAUCUUCUAAACCAGUUAUAACUAUAAUAUACAUAUACACAUACAUUGUAUAUUACACAUACAUACAUACUGUGUUAUAAUAUAGUUAGUUUGUUGGUUAGUUAUGUGAUUUAUUGAAUACAAUUUACAAGUGCUUAGCCCACUUAGACCUAUAAAACAAUAAUGUUGCAGUUGUGAAACAUAACAUAACUUUUUCAUAUAAAAUUAAAAUGUAUAGCCUUUAAAUGAUCAUAUAAUGAUAAAUGAAACAUGAAGUGUAUUUUGUUUUCAGUGUUACUUAAAUCACAUAAAUAAGGCCUCCUCUCUUCAGGGAGACCAUUAAACUUGCCUAUUUCUAGUAUGUAUCCACAUUGUAGCUGUUCAUGAGACAGUAUUUUCAUAAUUUAUAUACUGUAAUAAUUACAAUGGUAUGUGUUCUUCCGGUGAGGAAGACUAUGAGAUAAGCUUUAAAGCUCCCCAAAAAAGCUAGUAAGUGGAGUGGAUUUAAGAUUUCUUUUUUUUUGGUCAAACUUCUUUUUUUUUGUUGUGACUUAUGAUUUAGGUGUCAUACAAUGUGGAAAAAGCAGAUCAUCAUUGCUGUCAUAACAUGAAGUUACCAGGUGUUGGAUGCAUUCUGAAUACUGUUUGUGGCUGUGUGCUACUCUGUAACUCAAAUCUCAAAUAUAAAUAUGCUAUUGAAGAUGAUUAAUUGUACCUAUAGACUAGCAGUGUAAGAUAAUGUAUAAUGUAAUAUCACUUAUUAGUGAUGUUGUCACACGCCGACUUAUGAAGUGAAUGUGUGUUUUCCUUCCAAAGUGCUCGGUGUGUUUGCUCCUGGUGGGAAUUUUGCCAGCUGACUCAGUUGAAUUUAUUCAGUUAUGUGACCUUUUUAUCAGCACUAGCUUAUAUGACCCUAUUGUAGUUAGUUAAUACUCAGGUAGCUAAAUGUAUGAUGUAACUGUCCAGAUUACGCCUAUUUCCUGCUCUUGUUACCUGUGAUCCAUCCUCUUUUGCCCUUUGUUCCACAUACGGUACAUUGAUUUAAUGCAAUGAAUGAACUACUUUUUUGUCUUAAGGUAAAUACUAUGAGUUACUAUAAUAAACAUAACACCAUGAUGUCUUUUUAUUGUGUCAAUAAUUUGGUUUCAACACCCGAGUGGUUAUAAUGAAAUGGUGUGAAACUGUUCUGGUUUGGACCAAGAAGCAGAAAAUGCAACAUGACAAUUUAGGAAGUGAUGAAUGUGUCUCUAACUGUAUUUCUCAUGUCAUUGAACUGGUUGAAUUGUCUGAUAAUUACAUCAUUUUUUAUUCACAUAUUAUACUUUCUCAGAAGGUUUCCUAAAAACCGAAGUACAAUUCUUGGGUCUUUCAUCAGGGGAAAUAUAUGGUAAUUUAUAUUUUCUGCAAAGUGUGUUGGCAGAUACGGUAACCCAUCUUUAAAAAGUUAUCUCAAUGUAAAAACAAUAAAUAAAGUACAACAAAAGAGA